Messenger RNA from Lutra lutra (Eurasian river otter), 1731 nucleotides. RefSeq names its product translocator protein 2 (gene TSPO2). Bases 634 to 1146 code for a protein of 170 amino acids. The record is from RefSeq and is a predicted model, not a curated record. The transcript has 4 exons. Gene Ontology annotation, molecular function: cholesterol binding. Gene Ontology annotation, cellular component: endoplasmic reticulum; membrane. Lineage: Eukaryota; Metazoa; Chordata; Mammalia; Carnivora; Mustelidae.
UAGGGACAGAAAGGGCGGGUGUUAGUCUUUGCUGGACAAGGCUCUGUGUGAGUCACACAGGAGGCUGCUUUCUCCUCUGAGUCAUGAAGUUAUAGGGGUUUGUGAAAAUCUGUCAAGCUCGAGUUCCAAGCCGGGAAGGAGCAUGCCAACUGGGCUAUAACCAGAGGCUGCGUCCAUGUAUCAUGAACUCAUUUCCAAGCUGCUGGCACUUGCUUCACUUGGGGGGUAACCCCUGUUACAGGAAGAUACUGGGGAAAUCUGAGGGUCCCCACCACCCCCGUGGACACAAGCCAAUUCACGGGAUGUGGAGGCCACCAGCUUCGGUAGGCUUGUGGCCUGGGGCUGAGCCAGCCCAGGGGAUCAGGCUCUCACAGUGCUGAAGCCUCGAUCUUUCUAACAAGUCCUCCAGAGGCCAGGACCAACAAACCAGGGGACCUCUCCUAAAAGGAACCCUUCAUGGCCAUGGAGACAUGCCAGUGCUGCCCCCUUGUCAUUGGAGAAAGACAGGCCAGAUGGGAGCCUCACUCCGCCCUUCUCCUGGUCCCCCACCCUCUUCUGCUUUGCACAAAACGGAUAUCGUCGGGGAUUCGUCCUGGGAGGUAUGCUGCUUGAGAUUUUGCCUCUGUGAGGGGAAUGCAGCCUCACGGUGCCAUCUUUUUGGCCCUUCCCCACCUGGGGCCUGUCCUGCUCUGGCUGCUCACCCGUCAUCAGACGUCUGGUUGGGACGACAGCCCAAAGAAACCGCCCUGGUGCCCGCCUCACAAAGUCUUGCUGGCAGGAUGGAUAACCAUCUACUUUGUCAUGGGCUAUGCCUCCUACCUGGUGUGGAAGGACCUGGGAGGGGGCUUCAGGCGGCCCCUGGCCCUGCCUCUCGGCCUCUAUGCUGUGAAGCUCGCCAUCAGCUGGGCUGCCCUGAUUCUCUUUUUCGGAGCCCACACCCAUGGUCUGGCCCUGCUGCACCUGCUGCUGCUCUAUGGACUGGUGGUGAGUACAGCACUGAUCUGGCACCCCAUCAACAAACUGGCCGCCCUGCUCCUGCUGCCUUACCUGGCCUGGCUCACCGUGACCGCUUCCAUCGCCUACCGCCUGUGGAGGGACAGCCUCUGUCCAGACCAUCAGCCUCAGUCCAUGGGGGAGAACGACUGAGGCAGGAGUGGAGGGAGGAUGGCCAGGGUAGGGUAGAAAAGAACGCAGGCAGGGUUGUGGGGCUAUUUGGAGGAGGAAGGGAGGGGAAGGGGGGCCAGAUUUGAUGCAUCCCUGAAGAUGACUCAGCCCAGGGUGGUCACUCUCCUGGGUCCCCUGGUGCCAAUUUCCUUUCCAUUUCAGAAACGGGAGAGGGGAAACUUAUUUUAUAUUUAGUAUAAAUUAACUAAUUCUGUAUUAAUAAGGUAAUUUAGAAAUACCCAUUAAUAAAAUCCUUUACAAAAUUUGAGGGUAUGAUGCGAAGUGCGUAUCUGGGAAGACGAAGUCGAGAGCAGUGUUGCAGGGGUAGACGCAUCUGUGCAUGUGUGGGAGUCCGUGUCGGUCAAUGCUAGCAGGAAGGCCAGUGCACAGCGAGGGGAGGGUGGGCGUACCGUCUCCGCUCCCCCUCCCGAUAGGGCCGAGAUAUUUAGGACUCAGAUUUCAGUUACCUGGAACACAAAGUCAUUUUGAAAAGUGGUAUAAAAGCAAAACACAAAAGUAGAUAAAGUUAAAAAAAAAAGAUGCAAAUUAUAUGUCAGGUUUAUAUAA